AUGCUAUGGAAAUGCCCUCCUCUAAGUUGUGGAUCUGUAGUCAAAAAAUACCUCAGCGAAUUGAACGAGGAAGAACAAAAAAUCCUCAUACCACUGAUGAUCAAUUUGCCUCCCACCCGACCUCGUCCAAAAUGUGAUCGCAUUUG
Molecule: messenger RNA, 146 nt
Organism: Racocetra persica
Lineage: Eukaryota; Fungi; Glomeromycota; Glomeromycetes; Diversisporales; Gigasporaceae
Source: the annotation of a GenBank genome assembly